AUGCCAGAUUGUAUGUGGAUAAGUCUGCUCCUGAUUGUUAUUCUUUUCCAAUUUGAUAAAUCCAUUUCAGUUAAAGUUAUCCCUCUUGAACCUAAAUACAUGAAAAAAAAACUCAUGUGUAGUUAUUACUCUCAUGUUGGUUUGAAAAGAAUCAAAAUAAAAUCCAAAUCAAAGAACUCCACUCGUAGGAAGUUUCAACAGACUGGGAAGAAUAUAAUCAAACAUAUACAUUGUUGCAGCACACGCAACAAAUUGAUGAAAAGAAGGAAUCAAAAAUGGAAGAAUAGCCAUCAACCACCUUUGCUGGGUGUGGUGAGCCUAGCAUCAUCGUACUUGUCUUUAAUGGUAUCACGUCAGUUGCAUCUAACACCAUCAUACUUCUAUAUAAUGAGAAUCGGUCCGAAUAAAAAACGUAGGAGAAGCGUAAAUGAGAAUAACAAUUCGAGGAAAAAAUACAAAGGGAAGGAAAUACAAAUGAUUCUAGCACCAAAAGGUUCGAUGCAUGAAAAAAAAACGAAAGAAAUAUUGGAAGAUCCGCUGAAUAAUUACCCUUGGGAAAUUAGUAUUCCAUUUCAUGAAACGAUAACAAAAGAUUUAAGUCCAUAUUACAAUUUUUUAAAAUGUGAAUGGGCAUAUAUAGAUCAUAAAAGAGAUUCGAGAAGAGCAUGUGGAAAAAUCGAAGGAGGAGUAGAAAAUUAUGAUGGGAAAGGGAUUAAACUAGAAAAAGGAAUAGACAGACCAAGAUAUAAUAAAAUACCUUAUUAUGAUGAUCAUGGAACAGAAUGGAGAAAUAUUAAUCAAGAAGAAUUAAUAAAUUUUAAUAUAGAUCCUGAUGGAAAUCAAGAUCAAACAUUUUUAGAAACAGAAGAAGAUUUAGAAUAUAGACAAUGGGGGAACUGGAAUUACAAUGCAUCUAAAGAAACUACUCAGUUAAAUUCAGCUUGGAGAGAUCCUGUUUUGUCAAAAAGUUUAACAAAUUUAAUUUACCCUUGGAAUCAUAAAGCACAUGAAAAUCAUAUUAUUCCAUAUGGAUUUACAACUCCAGCUUUGUUCAUACCAGAACCCAAAAUUGAAUGGGAAUUGGCAGCUAGAGGAUUUUUUGCUGGAUAUUAUGAAGAUCCAAAUUGGCAUCGAAUAAAAUAUUAUAGACAAAUGAAAAAGUUAAUUUUAGAAUGGGAAGAAAUAGGUAAUAAUAAAUACAAUUCUAAUAACAAUCAGAUAGACAAAAUUAAAAUGGAACUAUUUGGAAUAUCCAGUAAAAAGAAGUACCCUUCGAAACAUAUUAAGUUAAUUAAUGAACAUGCAUUGUUAAGGGCAAAAGAAAUUGUACUUGAUCAUUUAUUAAAUCCAAGUGCUGAUCCAGAUUAUAUUACAUAUUUUCUAGAUAGAAAAGAACCCAUAGAUUAUAUAGGUGGAGGAAAUCAUAAUUGUACAGAUGAAGAAAUUAAAAAUAAAACUGUUGUUCUUAACAUGUGUGUUUAUCCAGUAAAACCAAGACAUGAAACAUAUUCCAGUAAUAUGUCUAUCCCAGAAAUGGCAGAAAUGUAUCAUUAUUAUAUGACUGAAAUCAGAGGAGAAGGAAGAUCUCAUCAAUCAUGUGAAGAUCCUGUAAAUGAUAAAUAUCAAUGUUAUGAAUUACAAAAACAGAGAGACAAAUUCCCAGCAUUAGUUUCUUUAUAUAAACCCUUAUGGACUAAUAAAAAAUAUGGUGAAGAAUUUGGAGAUGCUCCUAAAAAUGAACAGAAAGUCCGAAUAGAUCAUUUAUAUACGUUUAAUAAAAAAUUAAAAAUAAAAAAAAAAGUUAAAUUGACUAAAGACAAAAUGGAUUCCUAUAACUAUGUCGAUGAUUAUGAGCAUGUGGAUGAGCAGUAUGAAUUUUAA
Plasmodium gonderi is the source of this 1881-nucleotide messenger RNA. RefSeq lists its product as hypothetical. The record is from RefSeq and is a predicted model, not a curated record. The transcript has a single exon. NCBI's taxonomy places the organism in Eukaryota, Apicomplexa, Aconoidasida, Haemosporida, Plasmodiidae. The coding region runs from base 1 to 1881 and encodes 626 amino acids.